Molecule: messenger RNA, 3544 nt
Organism: Silurus meridionalis
Lineage: Eukaryota; Metazoa; Chordata; Actinopteri; Siluriformes; Siluridae
Gene: tefb
Product: TEF transcription factor, PAR bZIP family member b
Exons: 5
Coding region: 1060-1950 (296 amino acids)
Biological process (GO): regulation of transcription by RNA polymerase II
Cellular component (GO): nucleus
Molecular function (GO): RNA polymerase II cis-regulatory region sequence-specific DNA binding; DNA-binding transcription factor activity, RNA polymerase II-specific
Source: RefSeq, a predicted model, not a curated record
GGCUACUACGCAGUAAGCGUUUGGCGGUGCGGUCGGAUCUCAGGCUCUGAAACGCUACAGAGUUGGAGUUUGGUGUGUAAAAUGUUUGCUCCCGGAGAUUUUGGAGACAUUGAGCAGAUUUAUCGAGCUUUCCUUCAGCGUCGGUGUGAUGAAGAAGCAGGGAAGGUUGAAGACUUAUUCCAGAAAGUGAAAGGAAUCCUGAUCCAACAUGGCUGCCAAUCUGUACUUCAGCACCAUGUGAUUCCGUCUGGACUGCGGCUCACUGGAACAAACUUCACCGUACAACAAGACGAUGAUCCGAAGCACAGUUCUGAAGUCUGAGUUCUGUGUGUUAUUUAAAAAGCAGACAGACAUCUGGAGUGAUAUCUAUCAUGGAACCACCUGCCCAGUCAUCGCACCUAAAUCCUGCUGAACUGCUCUGAGAUGAUCUGCAUCGUUUUCAACUAGUGAAGAACAUCUCUGGCGAGUUUUACAAGAGGCACAACAAAAUGUUUCAGCCGAACGUUUGGAGAAACGAAGUGUCUGGAGAAUGUUGAGAGUGUGUAAAGCUGUUCUUCAUGCUAAGGCAGGAGUUUUAGGUGGAACAUCUGUCACAUUCAUAGAUUUGUUUGGUCAAAGUCAAUGUUUAUGAUGUUAAAGUACAGAAACCAAAGGAACAUGCAUGUGUCUCUCAAAAACCAUAGAAGAUGUUUCUUUUCCAUCUCACUGAUAUUUAAAUGUAUUUGUUAUAGUUGAUGGACAAUCGUCUAAUGCUAAAAAUCAGCUCUGCCUUCCCCGGCGUGUGUAAACACGUAAACUAGGGCGAGUAGGUGUUGUUUUUCCAAGAAGGAAAUAAAGAAAGAAAGAAAGAAAGAAAGAAAGAAAGAAGACUGGUUUUGCUUUUAUGAUGAUGCUGAUUAUUAUUUUGUUAGUGGUUUAUAAAGAGCUAAAAACAGAACUGGAUGAACCGGACUUCCCUCUUCCAGCGGAAUCUGAUCCACCACCUAUUCAGGUUCAGCUGCAAGCAGAAGUGUGAAAACACACCAUGACUUCAAACUGCUGUGUACAUUCAGCAGGAACAUGGAUGGUUUGACCAAAGAGAUCGAGAAGGAGAAGCUGAGCUCGAGCGGAGACGGGGAGCCUUGCGGAGAUGGAGGCGGUGGCGGUGGCGGUGGUGGUGGUGGUGGUGGUGGUGGCGGAGGAUCCGGGGUCGUAAACGGUGUUUCAGCCUCGCUCACUCCCACAAUUUGGGACAAGACCAUCCCGUACGAUGGCGAGAACUUCCACCUGGAAUACAUGGACCUGGACGAGUUCCUGUUGGAGAACCAGAUUCCUGCCGCUCUGGAGGAGGAGCUGCACAAGAGUCUGGAGCAGGAGGUUCAGGGGGGUUCCCCAGCAGUCCCAGAACUUUCCCCGGCCAUCCCACAAGAGUCCGGGGAGACGGAGAAAGCUGUAGACGUGCGGAAGAUAAAAGGGGAGGACGAGGGGUGUGAGUGUGACAGGACCGAGUUCCAGGUGGUGACGAAUGGCACAGUGCCCAAAGAUGCGCUUGGACGAGCCACGCCGUCCCCGGUCCACCCUGAGGACAUCGAAGUGAGCAUAAAUUUUCAGCCCGACCCGGCGGACCUGGUGCUGUCCAGCAUCCCAGGGGGAGAGCUGUUCAACCCGCGCAAACACCGCUUCACAGAGGACGAGCUCAAACCCCAGCCGAUGAUCAAGAAGGCCAAGAAGGUGUUCGUCCCUGAGGAAUCCAAGGAUGAGAAGUACUGGUCAAGGAGGAAGAAGAACAACAUGGCGGCCAAGCGUUCACGGGACGGACGGCGCCUGAAGGAGAACCAGAUCGCUGUGCGCGCCAGUUUCCUAGAGCGGGAAAAUGCCGCCCUGAGGCAGGAAGUGGCUGAGCUCAGGAAGAACUACAGCCGCUGCAAGAAGAUCGUGGCUCUGUACGAAGCCAAGUACGGCCCUCUGUGAAGGACAGAGCUCACCAGGUUACCAACACAAUCAUCUGUCUGUCCAUCAUUCACACAGGGAUCAUGGGCCACGUGCCAGGGGUGGAGAUGGUUGGUUGUAGAGGAUCAAAAAAGGAAAACCCUGGACCGAAGCAUGACAUCGUCUUUUCAACCAAAAGAUCUUUCUCGAUUUACCUUUCACCUGCAACUGAGGAGGAAUACCAGCAGUGCAGGAGUAGUUACCUGGUGAAAAGAUCUGAGGUGUUCCCCAUGACCAGCGAGAGCUACAAUUGUUUUGAUUUGGAAAAAAAAAAAACUUCAUCUGAUUUCUGUACACCUGAGAGACAGAACUGGAGAAAGGAUGAGAUUAUUAGGUACAUUUCCUCACAAUUCCUCACAAUUCCAAACAAUUCUUCACAAUUCCUCACAAUUCUAUUCCAAACAAUUCUUCACAAUUCCUCACAAUUCCAUUCCUCACAAUUCCUCACAGUUCCUCACAAUUCCUCACAAUUCCAUUCCUCAUAGUUCCUCACAAUUCUUCACAAUUCUUCACAAUUCCUCACAAUUCCUUACAAUUCCAUUCUUCACAAUUCUUCACAAUUCCUCACAAUUCCUUACAAUUCCAUUCUUCACAAUUCCUCACAGUUCCUCACAAUUCCUCACAAUUCCAUUCCUCAUAGUUCCUCACAAUUCCUCACAAUUCUUCACAAUUCCUCACAAUUCCUUACAAUUCCAUUCUUCACAAUUCCUCACAAUUUUUCCUUGUAAAAAAAGUAAAAAGAAAAAGGUAGCUAACGAUGAAGCACCUUAUCCGAUGGCCUGCUGAGGUAAUUCCCGCUAAAACAGGAAGUCGGGGCGGGGCCUAUAGAGUGGCUCCACCUCUAUUUUCAAUAUAUUUUUUAAUAAACACUAUUAGCCAAAGGUUUUUAUUUACUUCACAAACACAUUCCAACAGACAAAGACACACAAUUCUGAUAGUGUUUGGGUGGGACUUUUUAGAUUCAGAUGAAAAUGUACUGAUUCUUGCUCUGAAUUGGUGGGAGGGAGGGAGAGAGAGAGAGAGAAAGAGAGGAGAGAGAGAGAGAGAGAGAGAGAGAGUAGUACUGAUUUUUGAAUGCAUAUACACUAUAGUCAAAAGUUUGUGGACACCUGACUACAAGACUAUAUGCUUUUUUUUUAAAUCCCAUUUUCUCUCAUAAUAACCUCCACUCUUCUGGGAAGAUGUUCUACCAGAUUUUCCAGUGAUCCAUCUGCGAUUCCUUCCAUCCACAAUGGUGUUAGUAAAGUCAGGUACUGAUGGAGGCGAGAAUGUGAGGAGGUUCCUGGGGUGCAGUCAGAGUGAAACAUUCACCCCCAGAAGGUGUUCAGUAGGGUUUAUAAGCAGGAGCUCUUCCACACACUUCAACUCAUGUAAAGCAGAGCCGGCUUUGUGCACACGAGCGUUGUGAUGCUGGAACGGGGUUUGGGUGAAGGGAAAAUUUCAUGCUGCAGCAUCCAAAGACUUCAAGGAAACAGUUUGGGGAAGAAACACAUGGGCAGGUGUCCCAAUACUUCUCACCAUAUACAGUAUCUUUGUGGUUGUUUUUAAAGCACAUUACAGCCUGAUUACAGAAUCA